GUCUCUACUAAAAAUACAAAAAAUUAGCCGGGCGUGGUGGCGGGCGCCUGUAGUCCCAGCUACUCCGGAGGCUGAGGCAGGAGAAUGGCGUGAACCCGGGAGGCGGAGCUUGCAGUGAGCCGAGAUCGCACCAGUGCACUCCAGCCUGGGCGACAGAGCGAGAGACUCCGUCUCAAAAUAAAUAAAUAAAUAAAGUUUCGAGCCGAGAGUGGUGGCGCCCGUGGUCCCAGCUCCUCGGGAGGCUGAGGCUGGGGGAUCCCUGGAGCCCGCGAGGCAUAGGCUGCAGUGAGCCAAGAUCGCACGCCUUGCACUCCAGCCUGGGUAACAGAGCGAGACCCUGUCUCAGGAAAAAAAUACAAGUGGGGUUAUAAAUAAAAUGAGAUUAAAAAACAACAGAUCUUUGCCUCACAAUCCCGACCAACCGCAGCUCCAGCGAGGCGCAGGCGCAGGCGCAUGCGCGCGAUCGAUGGUUAGGCGCAUGCGCGCGAUCGAUGGUUCCGCGCAUGCGCACAGGCAGGGAGCGCGCGUCCCCUGCGUAGCCUUCGGCCUCCGGGAGCUGCAGUUGCGCGGAUCGGCCACUGCGCGGCGGUGGCGUGCCCCUGGGCGGUGUCGCGGGCUGUGACGUCACGACACGCGCCGGGGCCAGGAGGAGGCGGGCGCAGGAGGCGCGUGCUCAGUGUGCUGCGUACCAGGCGACUCCGGGACAGGGGGUCUCGGCCGUCGGCGUCAUGGUUUCGCGCGUGCAGCUCCCGCCUGAGAUCCAGCUGGCUCAGCGCCUGGCGGGGAAUGAGCAGGUGACCCGGGACCGGGCGGUGAGGAAGCUCCGGAAAUACAUCGUCGCCAGGACUCAGCGGGCCGCAGGUGGUUUUACGCACGACGAGCUGCUGAAGGUGUGGAAAGGACUGUUUUAUUGCAUGUGGAUGCAGGACAAGCCACUCCUCCAGGAAGAAUUAGGAAGGACCAUUUCCCAGCUCGUUCAUGCUUUUCAGACCACGGAGGCGCAGCGCCUGUUCCUUCAGGCCUUCUGGCAGACCAUGAAUCGCGAGUGGACGGGCAUCGACAGGCUGCGCCUGGAUAAGUUCUACAUGCUCAUGCGGAUGGUCCUGAACGAGUCCUUGAAGGUUCUGAAGAUGCGAGGCUGGGAAGAAAGACAGAUCGAGGAGCUGCUAGAGCUGCUGAUGACCGAGAUCCUGCACCCCAGCAGCCAGGCCCCCCACGGGGUGAAGAGCCACUUCAUCGAGAUCUUCCUGGAGGAGCUGACCAAAGUGGGCGCCGAGGAGCUUACGGCAGACCAGAACCUGAAGUUCAUCGACCCCUUCUGCAGAAUUGCUGCCCGGACCAAGGAUUCCUUGGUUUUGAACAACAUCACUCGAGGCAUCUUUGAGACGAUUGUGGAGCAGGCCCCCCUUGCCAUUGAAGACCUCCUGAAUGAACUAGACACACAGGAUGAGGAGGUGGCGUCGGACAGUGAUGAGUCCUCUGAGGGCGGUGAGCGCGGAGAUGCGCUGUCCCAGAAGAGGUCUGAGAAGCCGCCUGCAGGCUCCGUCUGCAGGGCUGAACCUGAGGCUGAUGAGGAGCAGGCAGGUGAUAACAGGGACAGUGGCGGCCCUGUCCUCCAGUUUGACUACGAGGCAGUUGCUAACAGACUGUUUGAAAUGGCCAGCCGCCAGAGCACCCCUUCUCAGAACAGAAAGCGUCUCUACAAAGUGAUCCGGAAGCUGCAGGACCUGGCAGGAGGCAUUUUCCCUGAGGACGAGAUCCCAGAGAAGGCCUGCAGGCGUCUGCUUGAAGGGAGGCGGCAGAAGAAGACGAAGAAGCAGAAGCGUCUGCUCAGGUUGCAGCGGGAGAGAGGGAAAGGUGAGAAGGAGCCCCCGAGCCCAGGCGUGGAGAGGAAGAGGAGCAGGAGGAAGGGUGUGGGGGCUGACCCCGAGGUGCGAGCAGAGGCUGGUGAGCAGCCAGGCACAGCUGAGCGGGCCUUGCUCCGAGAUCAGCCCAGGGGCCGUGGCCAGAGAGGGGCUCGCCAGAGAAGGAGGACACCUCGGCCCCUGGCCAGUGCCCGAGCAAAGGUGGCCAAUGUCCAGGAGCCGGAGAAGAAGAAGAAACGCAGGGAGUGACGUGGCCGGGCCCAGGACAGGCAGGGAGGGAGGCCAGUCCGUGCUUGCACCGAGGGAUGAGGCUGACCGGGCUGUUCUGUAGACUCAGGACCAUGGUUCCAGAACUCCUCUGCCAGGUGGGAGAGAAGGGCAGCACUGGAGAGAUUGGCCCGUCAUUGGGGGCUAGCGUCCCAGGAACCAGACCUUUCCCCAGAGCCUCCGCCUGUGGCUGUGAUGACCUUGGACCAGAAGGUCAAACUCUGAAGACUGAAACUCCACCUGCAGCAAGACUGGCCGCCCCCGCUGUGGGGGGUUCAGAAAAUAAAAUGCUGCAUGGCCUUUGCCAGGGAA
Messenger RNA from Symphalangus syndactylus (siamang), 2444 nucleotides. It is a transcript of the gene RRP1, whose product is annotated as ribosomal RNA processing 1. Gene Ontology annotation, biological process: rRNA processing. NCBI's taxonomy places the organism in Eukaryota, Metazoa, Chordata, Mammalia, Primates, Hylobatidae. Gene Ontology annotation, cellular component: nucleus; preribosome, small subunit precursor. The record is from RefSeq and is a predicted model, not a curated record.